GCCCACCCCACAGACACACAGGCAAGGCUCUGAUCCCUCCCUCUAACCCAGCCGGCAGCCUAUAACCUCCGCGCUUCUCCGCCCAUUCCUCCACAGUUGAUUCUUCGGGAAGGCAUUGUCAUGCAAAUAAAGGACGCGUAAAACUAUUCCCCCGGAGCACGGCGCAGGGCAGAGACUCAUAAGGACCGCGAGGAGGAGGAACACACGCAUCCCGGGGCCCCGCAAAAGUGGUUUAUCUGUAGCCACAACACGGACCCGUCCAUCUGACGCAGACGUCUGCAUGGCCACAUGAGCAGCCACAUAUAGCCAGGAAGCUGGUUGGACCGUUGGAGGAAAGCCGACGGGGACCCAACAACGAGGAGGCUGCCCUUUGGUGAUUGUGGUCAUACUUCCAGUCUCCCCUGUGAAAUCGGAGGUGUCUCUUCUUCAUCUCACUGUCCAGGCUACCUGCUGCUGCUGCUGCUGCUACUAGAGAAGAAAAAUUACAUCCAGAGACCCCCGGAGCGCUCCUUGACACUUUGAUGCUUUAGGGGAUUUAGGAUUUCUCAAAUAUUAACGUUUUUGCACACCAGGUGUGCCGUUUUCCCUCUUGUCCUUUUUUGGGAUAUAUCCAGUGAUCUUCCACCGUUAAAAGUGCCUUAAAACUGGGUGUAAUCCAGCAUAACUGUGGCACUGUUACCAGACCAGAGACGCUCGACACAGUCUUAGAGCCGAGGCAGGAUUAUUUCUCGUUCCCCCUCAAACUUCAGCGAGUUGCCACCAUGAGCCAGGCGGAUGUGUCGACUUGCUCCGCGCCGCAGAGGGUCUUCCAGGAGGCAGUGAAGAAGGGGAACACAAAGGAGCUGCACUCGCUGCUGCAGAACAUGACAAACUGCGAGUUCAACGUCAACUCCUUCGGGCCGGAGGGACAGACAGCGCUCCACCAGUCCGUCAUCGACGGCAACCUGGAGCUCGUGAAGCUGCUGGUGAAGUUCGGCGCAGACAUCCGACUGGCUAACAGGGAAGGGUGGAGCGCUUUACAUAUUGCCGCCUUCGGGGGCCACCAGGACAUUGUGCUAUACCUCAUCACCAAGGCCAAGUAUUCCUCUGGGGCCCGGUGAUCUGUCUCUGCUGUCAGGUAAAAGUAGAACAUUAAAGAAAGAAAGAAAGAAAAGAGCAAAACACAUCAGCAACAAAUUCAAUCUUAAAACUGCAACGCAAUUAAAGAAAACAUGUUCUUUUCAAAACAUAGCUGCCAUUAUUUACGUAUUUGUGCCAAAAUAUAUGGAAAGGAAAUAAAAUUGCGCAAAAAUCUCCCCUCUCUGUAAACCAAACAGGGCCAUCUGUGCGCACCGCAUGGUUCUCUCAGACCAGAGCCGGCCCGAGGUUUUAAGGGGCCUUUAGCAGAAUUUGAUGGGGGGGAAUACUUUUUCAAUUAAUCACCAGCAACCAUGGGCAGAGCUAAAUCAGGUUUCUGUGAAGAUGGGAAACAUUUGACUGAUUGCACUGGGAUGUUUCUAGACCUAAAGCCAAACUGAUGCAGACGAUCUAAAUGCAAGCAUCCUGGAAGUACGAUCUUCUUGUAAUAUUUAAGCUGGCUGUGUUUUUCAGCACUUUAUGGUUUAAUAUUUGCAACUUUUUCCCAGCCCACAAAAGAUAAAUAAAUUAGCCUUAUUCAAAUCCAGUUACAGUGUGCAAGAAUUAUAAUUCAAGCCCAGAAAUAACAAAAACAAAACAUUUAACUGCACUGUAGUUAUUUACUGUUAGUCCAUUUGCUGUUCUUUUUUAAAAAUAAUUUCUAAUCUUUUAAAUUAACUUUCCUGAAAAAAUCUAAUCAACUAUAAAACUAAACUAAUUUCACUAUAUAAAUCUGUAAUUUUGAAAUGUAUAUUCUUUCCAAAAUUUGGGCCCCCUUCUGAUUGUUUUGUGGCCCUCUUUUUCACUUAUUCCUUGGGCCGGUUCUGUCUCACACACAGUCACGCAGCUUCAUUAUGAAUCUCUCACAAAAAGCACCUCACUCCGGUGAGCUUGUUGGUACUUAAAGCUUUCGUCUUGAAUGUUCAUACAACAUCGUGUCAUUAUAGAAGAAACUGUCACACCGUAUCUGCGUGCGUGCGUGCGUGUGUGUGUGUGUGUGUGUGGAUAGUGCAGUGCAGAUGGCCCAGUUUUUUCAUUCAAAGUGAAUCGUUUCUUUGUGGGAGUGCAGAUUUGACCUGUUGCUCCUCAUUGUCCUGUAAAAAUACCCACAUUUUUUGUAAGUUAUUUUUAUGUGAAACACGGCACUUGAUGCUGCUCGGCUGCAUGCUGGAAUAUCUGAAAGGGAAGACACACGAACAAGAGGAGAAACCCUCUGUUGGUUUCCUGAGGUCUCUCUUUUUUCCUAAAUUAAUACAUAUUAUAAACUCAAAAUGAGGAUCAUACAGCUACAAUUGUAUUUUCUAUGUAUUCAGGGUUCCUGCUCAUUUUUCUUUUCACAACUCCACAUGUUUCUGGACUCACACCAACAGAGUUCUCAUUUUGCAAAGUUCGCUCUCUACUUCCUUCAGACAUUUUAUUUUAUUGAGGUCAAGCUUUGGAAAAGGAAACCUGCAAAAAUCCCAGAUUCCAAGCACGGAUGGAUGCAGCGUUUAGACAACGGGACAGUGAAUAAAGUCUGGAGACAGAAACGUUUUUCCAGAGUUUAUUUAAUUUUUCCAUACAGCGUAGGAACCCUGUGAGUGACUCCAUCGUUGUUGUGAAGUACUGUACACAAUAGCUUUACCUUUUUGACAGUAGCUGAAUGGGCUCUGCAAACACACAUUUUGCCAUUGCUGGUGUCCCAACCUUUCAGGCCAGUGCGACCACUCUGCCCUGGUGGUCAUCGUAUUAAGAACCGCUGCUUUCGCUUUGUAUGUCGUUAAAGAAAAAAAAAAAAAAAGGAAAAUUUGGAUUUCACUUUAUAAUCUCCUUUCAGUAUUCUGUUAACAUCCUAGUCAUCACUGUGAAAGCAGGCUGAUUUUAUUGUUUUUUUUUUUCUUUUAUAUUUAUGAAGGUACAUUGAAAAGAUGCAUUUUUGAAUAUGUUGUGGUUCUACUUUUUAAAAGAAAAACACCUGUAGAGUCAGAGUUUGGUGGGUGACUCAAGCUGCUUCAGACUCUUCUUUUUAAUUUUUAAAUUUUUUUUUUUUGAGUGCAAACCUGCAACCCCCCUCCUCCUUAGAUGACCCACACAGCUUUAGCCUGUUGACCCUCAAGAGGACUUUCAAUUAAACUGACUUUUCUUUUCUUUUUUCGUUUGGUUGCCCUUUUUCCCAGCUACCUCGUCUGUAAAGUAUUCUCAAGCUGUUUCGCCUUCUCCCAGCUUGCCCUGCCAAUCAUGCCAGUAUCUGUCUGCUAUGUAACCUUAACAGAGACGAUGGACUUCGGUGCAGAAGAUGCAAUGCAUUCCUCAGUCAGGACAGUUUAUGUUACACUACAACCAAACCAGUGCUGACUACAGCAUGAGCCCCCCCCUCCCUCUGAACUCCACUUUACUCUUUCUUCCUCUCUCUGUGUCCUCAUCAGCCUGUUUUAUUUUAUUUUAUUUUAUUUUAUUUUAUUUUCGUUGUAUAGCAUGACUUAUAAAUGCAGGGAGUUUUAUUGCACAAAAAUACAGAGCCUUGCGCACCCCUAGUGUUCAAACGGGGUAACUUCAGAAGGCUUUGGAAUAUUUUCUACUACUGAGCAGGAUUCUUCUUACUGAUGGAUGAUGAAGACUUUAUGAAAAAAAACUACGUAUGACUAUUGCAGGAUGUCACACAAUAAAUAAAAAAAGGAAAAUUGGAUUUUGUAAGCUUGCCUGCUACAUUUUGAGAGUCAUGACACCCUAACUGUUUUUUUUUUUUUUUUUUUUAACAAUGCUGCUUGUUUUGUGUCUUUUCUAAUUGAUGAUCAUUUUUUUAAAGCCUACUGCUUCACAGCAACACUGGUCUAACUCAUGAGAAGCUUUUUUUUUUUUUUUAAAGUGUCUUUUAUUUCUGCGUGAGCCUGACAUGUGUUUGUGUUUGCUUCUCAUGGGGGCCCGUGUGGCUUUUAAACAGUCAUCAGCCAGACUGAGAAGCUUCCCUGGAAUAAUCAUCCGGAAUCCUACAAUAAAGCUCCACUACGACAAGGUAUAGAUUCACAUCAGGCAACAAAUAAAAUAUGCAUCGCUUGUGUUUAAACUUGAUCUUUCUUUUUUAUUUUUUGUUAAGAAAAAAAAAUUGCACUGAUGACUGUUGUUGAAAAGUUGGCUUUUAUGUGUCAACAUUUAAUUUUUUUCUGAAUAGAAAAAAAACAAACACAACAAAAUACUAUUGUAUAUGUAUACGCUCCAGGUGAUAAUGUCAUAAUGUAUGUUUUACUUUGUGGAAAAAAAACAUGUUUUUCAACAAAGAUGUGUGUAUCUCUGUGAUUGGGUGUAUGUAUAUAUACAUAUGGAUAUAUAUAUAAAUGCUGAUGAUGAUGAUGAUAUCUUGGGGCACUUUCUUUUCUGAAGUGCUGUCUUCCUGUUGUGUCGUUUUAAAAGGGGGAAUAAUACAUUUGAUGGUAAGAUCAUUGUAACGUGGUUAAAAAUUGCACGCUUGUGUGGUUAUACGGCUCACCGAGUCAUAACAUUUAUGACGCGCAGAGCCAGCUGUCGGAAUGGUGUACAUGAGUGAGAUGAUAUUUUUUUUUCUAGAAAAAAUGGAGAAGAAAAAAAAAAAAGAAAGAAAGUGAGUAAGUGCAGAUAUUUUCUUUUGGGUCAGUCAGCAUGUGUUUCUGGUCUUGCUUCAUUUCAAGCAAAAGGAAACAGAUGAAUCUUUAAUGAGUGAUGCAGAUGUUCCAUCUUGUCUGUUUUAUUAUUUUUUUUGUAUACUUUUCUUUUUGAACAUUUGUAACACUGUGAUGAUGGUGACGUGACGUCACAUUGAGAUGAGUGCUGUAUUAUUUUUGUACGUUUGUGUACAAGCCAGUAAAGAAAUCAUUAAACUAAAAAAAAGAAGAAAAAAAACCA
Xiphophorus hellerii (green swordtail) is the source of this 4971-nucleotide messenger RNA. It is a transcript of the gene nrarpa, whose product is annotated as NOTCH regulated ankyrin repeat protein a. Bases 762 to 1100 code for a protein of 112 amino acids. Gene Ontology annotation, molecular function: phosphatase regulator activity; enzyme inhibitor activity; protein binding. The record is from RefSeq and is a predicted model, not a curated record. Gene Ontology annotation, cellular component: cytoplasm. NCBI's taxonomy places the organism in Eukaryota, Metazoa, Chordata, Actinopteri, Cyprinodontiformes, Poeciliidae. The transcript has 2 exons.